CAGAGAAAUAUUUUCAUGCUGCUCUACACGAAACGACCUAAAAGCGGAAGCAAAAAGAACGGCUUGUCGAUGGCCCACACGGCGUUCAACCUGUUAAUUCAGCUAGCACCGACACGCGAAAACGCGGUGCCAGAUAGAUGUUCGCUCGGACUAAAUUGUCCGAGAUCGUUGCGCGAACACAACAACUAUGAUUGUCUGUCGGAAGUGUAUCGGGGGCGUUCGCCAGCGAAGCCAAAGAAGUCACUGGGACCGUCCGGGGGAGGGGAGUUGUUAAGUUUAGCCGGUGUCGACUUGGCAGCGACAGUGUGUCAAGAUCACUCGAUUCACCUCGAACGCGUCGAGGACCGAUUGUUGCUUCUCUGUUCUCCGGGUCAGCGGCUGAGCAGGAUGAUGCUGCCGGGGGUGACAGUGGUUCCGGCAACGGUCUGGCUAGCGGUGUGUGUGGCGGUGGUGGGGGCCAGCAACCCUCAGUCCUCCCGCCUCACUCCCGAUCAAUACGCCCCUUGGAUCUCGCACCGCCAUGGACUCCAUAGAAGAACGGAGGAGGACCAGCCGUUUGUGAAGUUUCCGAACGAGUCCGACGAGGAUCUGUCGAUCGAGGAUUCGAUCAGCCUGCAUUCGAAGGGACGCGGUCCCGCGGAGAAACAGCCGGUCAGCAUCUCGAUCAGCUCGUAUUGGAAGGAUCAAGGUGCUGCCGGCAAUGGUUCGUCCGAUCUCACGAUCAGUCCUCGGAGAUCGCCGGACACAAGCAUCGAUUCUCAAGAACGAUCUGAGCUUAUCAAACACCUGGAGAAAGAGUUGCUAUCCUUCGGGAUGAGGAACAGCGCCGCAGAAGACUUCUCACCCCUGCUGCAAGAUAAACAGCUCCUCCGAUACAACGGCCAAAAAUUCCUAGAUCAGAAUAUCAAUGUUGAAGAAAGCUCGGUGCCUGCGAGAUCACCUCCUCAAGAGUCUCAGUCGGAGGAUCCCUUUGUAGCCGACGACACGUUCCAGGAUCAAGGACCUGGCUCGGUGGAGAUAUACAAGCUGGAUCUGCUCAGAGAGCGUCUACUACCAAACCCGAUGCCUACGUCGAAGCUACCGAUGAAUGCUAAACGCAAGGUGCCGAAAAAGACCAGUCACAGCAACGAGAAAACUAAAGCUACCGAUUAUAAAGCUUCUAAUCCAAAACUCGUGCACAAACAAUCAAACUCGUUCGACGAUCACAGUUCAGAUGCACCUCCCAACACGGAUCCUUUCAGCAUCGGUGGCGUGCCAGAAUUGCAAGUUGGUUGCGAAGGACUAGCUGAUUCCAGGCAAAAGAGAUCCAUAGACUCUGUAAGCAAGAAUGAUGAAGGUGAUUUGUGGUCGGAAGUGACCCCGAUAUCUCUGGACCUGGAUUAUGAUCUGUCCGAGGAGAAGUUCGAGGAGAUGGAUGAGCUGUUCAAGCUCAAGAAAUUAGAGACGACGACGAAGGGGAUGAAACAGAACAGAGGAGACAUAGACGUGACUUUGUACGCUGAGUUUCAGGACGACGAGAAACACGCGGAGAAGUUACCAGUCCGUGGGGAUCUGGGUGAGUCUAGCGCGACCACAGACUUUGCCACCUUGACCCCUAUGCCUCACCGAAACGAGCGUAAAGCCAAGGAAAAGCUGGACUCUGUUAGAGCAAAGCGAAGUGUCCAAUUCGAGGGCGCCGAAGCGGUCACGGGUCAAAGGACAGCUAAUCAAGUUCGCAAGAUCCUGUGGGUUAAAGAGCCGACUGUCAACGACCUGUCCGAGAACCGUGAACCCCAGAAGCGGGACAUGUGGGGGUUCGGCGAGGAAGAGGGCGUGGUGUCCAGCGACGAGCUGCAGACGGAGAACCAGAGACGCAGACAAUUCUACGAGCGCCGCAGAAAAGAGGAGGAAUUAAGGCGGCAAGGGGAGGAAUUACGGCGACAACAAGAGAGCCAGCGACGCGGCCAGAUUGCGAAUCGAACUGAUGCGGACAUCGAGAAGAUCAGGAGCGAUUACGAGAAGCAGCUAGAACAAAGACGACAGGAAGAGAGUCGCAGGCUAUCGCAAAUUUCGCCGACGAGGAGACCGGAACGGGAGGACGAGCGUAGACGGCGUCUUGAAAGCGAAACGAACAGAAAUCGGAUGAUGGAGGAGGCGAGAAGACGCACGGAGGGUUUCCGCAGGAGGCAAGAGUCGUGGCCGCCGACUCCUUCGUCGGGAAGGCAAUUGCAGGAGGAAGAGGCGAGGCGAAGACAAAAGGAGGACAGAGUCAACCUGGAAGAUAGGAGGCGGGAAUGGAUGCUGAAGAGGCGGCAGGAGAUGGAGGAGGAGAGGAGGAAGCAAGCGAGGGAUAGGAGCCAGCCGUCGAACGUACCGGCCGGCGCUAAUGAGAGCGGAUCCCGAGGACAAUGGGAACGGGAUCAAAAGCUACGAGAGUACAUAGAGCGCAACCGGCCGGUAAACGUUGAUGGCGCCGUUGAUCGGCGAACCCAGGAGGAGAACCGGAGACGGCUAGACGAGGAGCGCAAACUACAGGAGUACAUCAGGAGAAAUCAGCCGGUUCAAGUGCCGAGGAACGCUUCUUACGACUGGAUGAUGCACAGAAGGAAGGUGGAGCAAGCCGGAGGGGACGAUCGAUCUAGGUACCCCAGCUUAGGAGGCGCCAGAAGAGACCACGGUCCCUCAGCCACGGCGAAUGUCAAUCCCAGGAGCUACGCGGACGAGGCCAGAAGGAGGAACGCCGCUCGAAAAACUGAAGAGGAGAGAAUUCGAGAAAGGGAAAGGCUUCAGGAGGAGUCUCGGAGGCGGGAGCAGGAGGUUCGGAGGUCACAGUCGAGAUGGUACGAAGAGCAACGGCAACGGAUGUUGGUCGAGAGACGGAAGCAAGAGUAUCCCGGAAAAACGAGUUCUCCGGAAAAUAUGGGCCCGCUGAACGGAGAUCGUAGACGGUUCGAGGAUCAUAGGGGGAGGCAGGAAACGAGUCUUGUUCCGUCCAAUUUAGUCGCGAACGAGGCUAGGAGAUCUACGGAGCUCGAGAGACAGAGGAUGGAGAUGGAGAGGAGGAGAAGGAUCGAGGCUGAGAGGGAGAGGGCCGAGAACAGAGCGAAGGAGGCCAGAGAAAGCCAGGAGCGUGCUAGAGCCACGAAAGAGCAAUGGAGGCGGCAGGAAGAGGCUAGGCUGAACUCGCUGCCGGUGAUUGCGAGUAUAAUAAUCCGCCCCGAAGCGUCGGCGACUGCGCCCACGCAGGGUGUCAUUCCACAGUCACGUUUCGGCGAUAGUAUCGAGUUCACGGGCUUUAAUCCGCACCGCAAGGGGAUGGAGGUGCCGAACUUCCCUGCAGCGCCGACUCGACGACCGCCGGUGAAGAGUCCUCCACCUUGCGUUUGGGCGGUGGUCCAGUGUUGUCCGACGAACGUCAAACGUUUGGUCACCUGUUUCGAGUCCAUGGGCUGUCCAGGCAUCAACUGGGAUCCGAAUCCUUGCAGGAUCUCCGUCACUCAAGCUGCUAGGGAGCAGGUGAUGAAAUUCUACGAAGAGGUGGAGGAAGACAGACGUUUGUAGGUUUGCUAGGAGAAGUCGAAGUCGGCGGGUGGUAUUAAGGGAAAUUGAUGGGACGAGUCGGUCGGGAUCGAUGGAAUCGGCUGAGAAAAAUUAGCGAGAGAGAUCUAGAGGAAUCGGAGGAAUAAGCCAGUAAGAAAUGCUGGGACUAUGUAAAUUGGUGAAAAGAUUCUACGGCAGUCCGAUCAGAAUAAUAUUUUGUAAGAAACCCUGGCUCUCGAGAUGUCGAUGAUGUAGAUACUCGACGAAACGUCAGCAGGUAAUUAAAAAAAGUCUACGUAAAAGAAUCAUUAUUUAUACCGAAUGGUAGAAUCGCGAAUGAGAAUCGGCCAAUGCGUAAACGCAUGCGAAAUCCCUGUCGAUUAAAGUGACUUCGUAACGCAUUAGUCGCGAGCUCUGCAAAAAUUUGUCGAAUCGAUUUGUACAUUUUACUUUUGCCAUGAUGAAUCGAUGAAAGUCACAAACCUCGUUAGCGUUCGCAUAUAUUUCAAGCGAAUCCAAAACGACAGAAGCAACGAUAGAUUCGCAAUUUCACUCGAAUGACAUUUCAAUAUCCUUUAUGCGGUUUCCCGAUUCUUUGACAAUGUUGCAUCGUUUUAAGAAAUAAAAGAAAAUAUAUGGUUUGACAACUAUGACAAUUCAAAGAAUUUAAUAUCAUAACUUCGGUGGUAAAUCAGCAGUAGCGAACUCUGCGCGUUUGAAAGAAUUUUCAGUUCGUAAUUUACACCGAACUACACCGCUAUAUUUUGACGGUGGAGUGUUAAACCUCUUAAAGAAAUAAUCGUCUGUAAAGAGCCGGAGACUCCAUUGUGUGUACGACGGAUGCGAUUUGUUUUAUCGGUACUUGUGCGUGUUUAUUUGGCGGCAUACUCGUUUAUCGAGAUUUUCGAAGUAACAUUGUGUUCCGAUGGGAGCCAAUAUCGGAGUUGAAUAACCGAUCGUUAUUGGCCAAUCGCCAGCUUCGUUGUCAAGUCAGUUGGCAUGCAAAAAUAUGGCCAUAAAGGGGAAACGUAGAAGGGAGAGAGAAAGAGGGCGCGAGGGUGCGCGAGGCAAAGAAAAAAAAAGAUAGGGGGAGAGAGAAAAUGAACAAUAGCGCGACACCUGUUCGCGUCGUGGACGCACGUGCAAUUAAGCGUGCUCGCUUUCGCGUUUAACGAUCACGGAAUCGUUAACGAUAAUUCUUCUGUUUUUCUUUUUGUACGUAGCCGUUCGAGUUGUAUGUUUGCAGCUUUUUCACAUGUGAUAUAAUAUGUAGAUAGGCGUUGUCCGCUGUAGCGAUGUUAUUUAAAAAUAAUAUUUUACCUCCGCCGGCGAGUACCUGCGACACGUCGAGCGAAAAGCUCUCUCAUUGUUAGAUCGAAUUAGCAAGCUUUCCGAAGAAACUGUAAAUGAACGUCUAACAAAAAGAAUGAUUUUUUGAAACUUUUAACGAUGUCGCGUCCCUUCAAGAUAUCUGAAUGAAUUGGAAAUCGAUGAACGUAAUAGGACGCUUCAACUAUAAAAAUGAGGAUAUUAAUUCGGUGUCUUUAAUCGCAAACCGGUGUUCGUUAAUUUUAUAUUGAAAUUUAGAUUAUGAACUGGAGAGAUGAAAUUUUCGAGAGAAGAAUCUCGGUUAGAAAUGCCAAAACCAAGUGCAGUAUCUGUUUUAUGUAUUUUAAGUAGUAGGCGCAUCGUUUAUAAUUAAUUAUGCUUAACAAUCGCGAAAAGUAUUCUUGUACUAGUGAGAAAAGAAACUCAUAUUUUUCUAUUUGAUAUUUUAAAACAGCAUGUAUGGAUGUCUGCUUAGAGUAUGACGAUGAGCUUGUUGUAAUAUAAUUAAACACUUGUGUAAUAUACGUAAUAAACAUUCAGAAACGCGAGUGCCCAA
Messenger RNA from Megalopta genalis, 5404 nucleotides. RefSeq lists its product as uncharacterized. NCBI's taxonomy places the organism in Eukaryota, Metazoa, Arthropoda, Insecta, Hymenoptera, Halictidae. The record is from RefSeq and is a predicted model, not a curated record.